This is a messenger RNA of Rattus rattus (black rat), 327 nucleotides long. Its product is annotated as glutaredoxin-1-like. The record is from RefSeq and is a predicted model, not a curated record. NCBI's taxonomy places the organism in Eukaryota, Metazoa, Chordata, Mammalia, Rodentia, Muridae.
AUGGCUCAGGAGUUUGUGAACUGCAAGAGCUCAUCUGGGAAGAUGGUCGUGUUUAUUAAGCCCACUUGCCCCUAUUGCAGAAAGACCCAAGAAAACCUCAGGCAACUGCCUUUCAAACCUGGUCUUCUGGAAUUUGUGAACAUCACAUCCACUAACAACACCAACGUGAUUCAAGAUUAUUUACAACAGCUCACCUGCGGGACAACAGUUCCUCAGGUCUUCUACAUAAAGAAAGACUGAAUAGGUAGACGCAGUGAUCUGAUCUCCAUGCCACAGAAUGGGGAGCUGAUGACCCAGAUGAUGCAGAUUGGAGCUCUGCAGUUAUGA